Cololabis saira (Pacific saury) is the source of this 1319-nucleotide messenger RNA. RefSeq lists its product as uncharacterized. The record is from RefSeq and is a predicted model, not a curated record. The coding region runs from base 217 to 1182 and encodes 321 amino acids. Gene Ontology annotation, cellular component: cytoplasm. Lineage: Eukaryota; Metazoa; Chordata; Actinopteri; Beloniformes; Belonidae. The transcript is spliced from 9 exons. Gene Ontology annotation, molecular function: guanyl-nucleotide exchange factor activity.
GGGGUGACCGGCAGCCAGUCGAUGGGGACCCGGGGAAAGAUGGCGGAGACGGACGACAGGCGGGCGCCGUUCACCUGCUCGGAGGGUCCAUCCUCGCAGUAAAACUGUUCACUGGGGAGUUGUUUUUCUUAAGCCUGAAUCCAAAGCGUGGAGAAAGUUUGUUGUUAACCGCUGACCGAAACGUGGGGACAUAAACUCUGUGCAAAGACGUUAAGGAUGAGCCGCCACGCAACAGGCUGGCCGGAGCCGGGACCGGUGCCCCCCCCGCUGCCCCAGGACCAGGUGCUCCGCUCCGGAGCCGUCACGUUCCCCGGUGUGUUUGACCAGCACGGCUGCCCUCUGGUCAUCUUCCCUGCGGACGCUCAGGCCAGACUCUCAGAACUCAGCAAAGCACAAGUCGUGGACUUCAUUAACUAUUUUCAGUGUGUGCACAAUAAAAAGCAGGAAAAGCAGCGUUUAUUGUCGGUGGUGGCUGAUCUGAGGCAGGCCUCGCUCUCUACCACCAGGUUUAUCGUCGAGACUCUGCAUCUGCUUGAGUUUCACAAGCGGAAAGUCCACAGUGUGUACAUCAUUCAGCCCAAAAAGAAAGAUGUAGCGAAGCUGUUGCUGAAACUCCUGACUCCGUCGAAGUCGUGCACAGUUACUUUCAGGAAAAUCUUCCUGAAGGACAUCCCAGAAGUCUCCAACUACAUUGACCGAAGCCAGAUACCAGCAUCACUUGGUGGAUACUUUAGGUACUGUCACCAGAGCUGGGUUAGCUUCAUUAAGGAGAUCGAUGCAUUUGUCCAGGAGUUCCUGUCUGUGGUGCAGCGUCUGCCUUCGUGCGUCUUCAGCCUGCAGGCUUUGUCCAGGCUGCCGUUGCCCUCUCGCCUCAGUGAGCUCCAGCAGUUCUGCAACGCAAAUGAAGCCAGAUUCCUGCAGCUCAGGAGAGAGCUGGGUCUGGACGAGCUGCUGAGACACUGUGAAGCCGUGAUAGAGAAGCUGCGCUCCCCCGACAGGGAGCCCUGCUACCAGGCCGUGGCCGGGACCCCGCUCUUCACCCACACCGCCUUCGACAUGCUCCAGAACCACAGCAGAAUACUUGCAGCUGUGGAGAAGUUGAGCUGCUGUGGGAGCAGGCCUUUUCAAAGGCCCAUACACAGCUCCAGGUCCUCCAGUUACGCAACCAUGCUCUGCAGGUGAGUCUGGACGGGCUUUCACACCUGGGACUGUUUGGUUUAAGUGGUUCAGUCUGGAUCCUUGUGUGCAUUGUGUGAAGCUCUGACUGAGCACUUGAAGAGUGAAUAAACAUCUGCUCUCACCUUUCUAUAAAGGUACAU